Messenger RNA from Hevea brasiliensis (rubber tree), 828 nucleotides. RefSeq names its product receptor-like protein Cf-9 homolog. The coding region runs from base 1 to 828 and encodes 275 amino acids. Gene Ontology annotation, molecular function: protein binding. The transcript is spliced from 2 exons. The record is from RefSeq and is a predicted model, not a curated record. Lineage: Eukaryota; Viridiplantae; Streptophyta; Magnoliopsida; Malpighiales; Euphorbiaceae.
AUGUCGCUUGAUCCAUUAGAUAAUCAAAACUUGAUGCUAGAUACAAUCGUGUUCAACAAACUUGUUCAAAAUCUACCAAAUCUAAGAGAAGUUGAUCUGAGUUAUGCAAAUAUGUUUUUGGCUGAACCUAUUUCCUUGAUGAAUUUGUCUUCUUCAUUGUCUUCUCUCCAACUCAUGGAUUGUGGAUUACAAGGGGAAUUCCCAGGCAAAUUACUUCAAAGGCCAAAGCUUCGAGUGCUCGAUUUAAGGGGAAAUGACCGUUGUUUGCCAAGGUCCAAUUGGAGUUGUUCCCUUGAGACACUGUAUCUUUCUUAUACAAAAAUUGCAAUACAUUUAGAACAUGACCUUAUUAGUAAUCUAAGGUCUGUGAAAAGAUUGUCUCUUGGAGGCAUGAACAAUUUCCAUGGAAGUAUCCGUACAUCAUUUUCAAACAAUAACAGCUUUAUGUAUUUGAACUUUAAUGGCAAUCUAUUAGAAGGGCGAAUUCCUUCAUCCAUCACCAAUUGCAAAAAUUUAGAAGUUUUGGAUAUUGGCAACAAUAAGAUAGAUGAUACCUUCCCUAUUUUUUGGCAAACUCUUAAACAACUACAGGUUCUUAUUCUACAAUCCAACAAACUGUAUGGAUCUCUGAAAGAUGCAAUCGGCAAUUAUUCCUUCUCUAAGUUGCGAAUUUUUGACAUUUCCAGCAAUAGUUCUAGUGGACCUUGGCCACUUGAGUACUUCAUUAGUCUUGAAGCCAUGAUAGUUCCAAAUCAAGAGAUUGAAUACAUGCGAGUAGGCAGUUACGAAUAUUAUGUGCACGUGAUAUGGAAAGAAUGGAGAGAUUGA